This is a messenger RNA of Kluyveromyces marxianus DMKU3-1042, 1980 nucleotides long. RefSeq names its product Lmo1p (gene LMO1). Lineage: Eukaryota; Fungi; Ascomycota; Saccharomycetes; Saccharomycetales; Saccharomycetaceae. The record is from RefSeq and is a predicted model, not a curated record. The transcript has a single exon. Bases 1 to 1980 code for a protein of 659 amino acids.
AUGGACGCUAUCAUACAGGAGUUGGAGAAUUGUAAGGCUCAUGCUAAUAAUGCGGGUACUUUGUCACAAGAAAGUUCCGAGAGAUACUUAGAUCUACUCAUUACUUCAUUGUUUUCCCAAGAUGCUGUUGAAAGAGAUGAUAAACUACUUCUAAUUGGUUUAGGACAUCUCUCUGACAUGGCCUCUGUGGAGACAUGGAAACAAAGGCUCUCACCAGAUCUGAUAAAUAAAAUAUACGACCUCAUAAUAUCGCAGCAAAGUGAUGAUUUGGCUACAACUCAAGCGUCUACAUCCAUAUUAACUAAGUUAUCACAAAUAUGUCUCUCUAAUUCUCCUGAGGUUGAGGCUUUGCUUGAGCACUUGUGCAUUUCUUUACAAACUAACAAUAAUAUAUUGACACUGCUACAUUUUCUACUACAGAAGUACAACAAGAAUAUGAUGAUAUGUUUCAAAAUCGUCAAUUACUUAUCGUUGCAUAUCGAAUGUCUUGUAAAGUGGUGUUCUCGGGGCGAAAAAACUGCUAUACAAAUCGCGACCGCAACAAACAUAGCGUUGAAAGAUAUUGGUAUCUUAGAUGAAAUUGAUGUCAUAUUGAAGAGCCAGAAAAGGGAGUCCAGCAUUAUCAAUGCAGUGGAUGCGUUUAUAAAAAGCUUUAAACGAUUAAAGACAUGUUUAGUUGAACUUGACCCUCUAGAAUAUGAAAUUGAAACAGUACAGCAAGUAAAAGCACUUAUUCAUCAGCUUUUUGAUGUUUAUGAUGUUACCAAGGAAAGAUUCAGCAAGUCAAAUAAGGAAUGCGAAAACUUGGCAGGGUUGACUAUAAUUGAAAUUCUUAACCUCAGAUUUGCUCUUAUACAAAAUGAUCUAACGUUCAAGAAGCAAUUCACAGAGCAGUUAAUGUUUCAAGAAAAUCCCUUACCACUUCUGAAGUCCAUUUCCGGUAUCUCAGAUAUCAUUUGGAAAUAUCUUGAUAUGUCAAAUGAUCAGAUUGAAACAAAACCAUAUAAGAAGCACUUUAUUUUACAUUUUAAGGAGAUUAUAAUUUCCUUACUUAAUAUGUUAGCAAAAAUGUGGGAGAUAUCCAAGAGCGGGACUUUAGGUGAUCUUGAGUCCUUACUAGGUCUGGUAAGAAUUCUGAUUUUAAAGGUUGACAAGAUUUGCCAAACUGAAGAAGAUUCAUUUUUGGAAUUAUUCAGUGAAAUCUGCGAAACUUCGAGUUACGAAGACUUAAGGCAGUUACAAGUGGCACAGUGGAGAACCAAACAAUAUCAAGACUGGGCUGAUGAUAUCUCUAGCUUUGACGAAAUCUUACGAAACCAAGUUCAGGAAUUUGUUCGUUAUCAGAGAUUAUUGUUAAUGCAAAAAGGUACAUGGGUAUAUUCUGAAAACCCAAUAGAAGCCAAGGACAAACUCCCAAAAGUGUCUUUCAUUGCACUCUCUGAUAACCAAAUGAACUUCCUAAUAAGAGAGUUCAAACAUAAAGUAGAAACAUCACCAUCAGUAAAUGAUAAUGAAAUCGAAUGCAUAGAUCGCUCUGCUCUUUUAAAUAACAAGACGUUGGUGAUUCCUUUAAAAAAUAUUGCAAAUAUUCAGAGUAGACAAAUUGAACUUGACCGUAAGAUACCUGAAGGAGCCAGAUUGAUUAAUAUUCUGCAGACUACAAUUUAUACGGAAGUUACAAUCUUUGAGAGAAAUGGAAAAAUUUUAUCAGUGUUUUAUCUGGAGAGUGCAAAAAGUUUCUACACAUGGUUAGAUGGUCUACAACUUUUGUCCCAAAACAAAAAUGCCAAACUCUCUUCUGAAACAGUUGAACAAAUAGACAUUUUAAUUGAGUUGAGGAGAAAUAUUCAACUUGCGGCAUUGAAUGAUAAAUUCAAAGAUGAACAGUCUGUUGAAUCUUUCUCUGAGGAAGAAGAUGAUGAACUAUACUAUAAUCAAGAUACCCUCAAACUACUUACCGAAAACCUUUAUUACGAAUGA